Messenger RNA from Maylandia zebra (zebra mbuna), 1809 nucleotides. Lineage: Eukaryota; Metazoa; Chordata; Actinopteri; Cichliformes; Cichlidae. The record is from RefSeq and is a predicted model, not a curated record.
AUGAAGACGCUGGUGGUGUUCCUGCUCCUCGUGAACGGUUCCCAGCAUGCCCUGGCUGAGGUGGUGGAAGUGUAUAAGGAGGCAAUGUCCGUCUUGGUGCCCUGCCAGUACUCGGGUAUUCUUCCUGAGAAGAAUCCCACAGUGAUGUGGACUCGUAACGAUCUUGAUCCCAAAUGUGUUCAUCUGCGACUAGAAGAAGGAGAUGAUCUCAAAAUGCAAAACCAGCGUUACAGGGGGCGCACAUCAAUGACGUCUGAUGCUCUGGAAACUGCAGACUUCAGCCUCACCAUCAGAAGACCAGAACUGAGCGACAGCGGCAUCUACACCUGUUCCGUCAGUGAUGGAAGAGAAGAACUGGGACAGAGAAACAUAGAGCUGAAGGUCAAAGACCAGCAGGUGGAGGUGAAAGUGGAGGAAAGCUCAGAGUCUGUCAUCCUACCCUGCAAAACAAGGCCUGACCUGCCUGAGGACACCACAGUGGAGUGGACUCGUUUUGAAGUAGAAUUCAUGUUAGUCCAUGUGCAUUCAAAGAGACGUGAGCACCUUAAGAAACAGGACGACCAUUACUGUGGUCGCACAAAGAUGAGCAAACAUCUGAUGACAACUGGAGACCUCAGUCUGACCCUGAAAUACCCCACACAGAGAGACACAGGAGGAUACAUCUGCACCAUCUACAGGGACAAAGACAUCCUGAGACAGAAAGUAGUGCUACAGAUCAAAGAAUCAUUUCCAUCCUGGGCCACAGCUCUGUUUGUUUUCUUGGUUCUCAUUUUAGUUGUUUCUGGGAUUCUCCUAUUUCAUUUCCGGCAGUAUUUCAUGUCGGAUUACUACGUGGUGGUGGAUUCAGGGGUGAAGUCUGUCCAGCUGCCCUGCAAAACCACAGGUCGCCUGCAUGAAGUUACAAAUGUGGAGUGGAAGGACAGAAACAACAGAAAGGUCUAUGUGUAUGAGAAUGGCUCUGACCAACCACAGGAACAGGACAUGUUUUACAGAGGCCGAAUGAAGAUGAAGAGAAACCUGCUUAAAUUUGGAGACUUCAGUCUGACCCUGGAGUACCCCGAAGAUGUUGACACAAACACCUACACCUGCACCAUAAGAAGUAAGGAGAACAUCCUGAUGAAGAAACACGUGCUGCUACAUGUCAGAGUCCCUCAGGUUGUGAAGGUAAAUUCAGGAGUAGAGUCUGUCCAGUUGCCCUGCAAAAACACAGAUCCUCUGCCCAAAGAUGCUAAGGUGGAGUGGACUUGCAUUUGCAAUCAGAGCAUAAAGGUUCAUGUGUAUCAGAACAAUUCUGACCAAUGUAGAGAACAAGACCAAAUUUACAGAGACCGAACAAAGAUGAAUGAAGACCUUCUGAAAACUGGAGACCUCAGUCUGACCUUGAAACACCCCACAGACUGGGACAAAAACAUCUACACCUGCACCGUCUACAGCAGGGAGGGAAACAUCCUGCUCAAGAAACAAGUGGAGCUAAAUGUACAAGUCUGUCAGGUGGAGGUAGAUGAGGGGGCGGAGUCUGUCCAGCUGCCCUUCAAAACCACAGAAAACCUGCCUGAAGAUAUUAAAGUGGUUUGGUGGGAUAGUGGUGACAGGAAGGUCCACGUGCCACAGAUUGGCAGCUUUGUGUCUGAAAAACAGCAUCAGGUUUACAGAGGGCGAACACAUAUGAAUAAAGACUGGAUGAAAGCUGGAGACCUCAGUCUGACUCUGAAAUACCCCACGGAGAGAGACUGUAGAGAAUACAGAUGUAAAGUCUAUGGAAAGAUCAAUAGAUACAAAAAAGUUCUUCUCACAAUUGAAGGACACUGA